This is a messenger RNA of Aspergillus uvarum CBS 121591, 3543 nucleotides long. Its product is annotated as RTP1/Tango6 family protein. The transcript is spliced from 3 exons. The record is from RefSeq and is a predicted model, not a curated record. Gene Ontology annotation, biological process: protein secretion. Lineage: Eukaryota; Fungi; Ascomycota; Eurotiomycetes; Eurotiales; Aspergillaceae. The coding region runs from base 37 to 3543 and encodes 1168 amino acids.
UAAUCCAGUCAAUCAAGUUUCCCCGUCUCCAAAACCAUGGGAGAAUCUCCUCGGGUGAAGGAAGCCUUUGCGGCUGCCACCAGGUUUCUGGAUCCUUCUGAAGAGGAAAUCCAGAAGCAUCGCGGAAAGUCCCUCCUGGACAUUCUGCUAGGCAACAACAGCUCUGAGACAUGUGGGGAAGACGUGUCGAAGCGAAGGACUGUUAUUGGCAAGGCCUUGAAGAUCCUGAACUUCGUUCAUACCGCCUUUGUGACACCACUGAGUGAUGCCGAUAACGAGGCCCUUCGUCAGAGCUCGGCAGAAGCAGAGGAUGCUGCACUCGAAGAUGCCAAGCGACGGCGGCUCCUCCAUGCCCUGCUGGAUUUGAUCUCUCUAGAGGGUAUUUAUCCCUCGCUCUCACAGGGAGUUGCGAUCCCGCUUCAGAAAAGAGUCAUAUCGGUCUUGCCCGCAGGCGUCAUCGCCCAGCAAGACCAAGCUCCUGCCCACGAGAGGCCGCAGGACGAAACCAUUCUCGAGCAGAUCAUAAUAGCACUUACAGAUAUAGUAUUUGACCCACGACCGAGUAUUCAGCCUGUAGUCCGUGGUCGUAUAUUAAGUGAUAUGAUCAGCGGGCUUUCGGAUCUAGGUUACAAUUCGACAGGGUUGACUGAUGACAAAAGGCUACAUUAUCGUCAUGGCCUUACCAAGCUGAUCGAAGAAACUCCCAGCACGGUAGUCCUUUCUACCCUCUCGCCGUAUCUUCAAUCGGAGCCAGCACCAUGGUUCAAAUUAGUUGUCUCUGGUUUCUUAUCUCGAAUACCCCUCCGGCCAGACGGGGUAUUGCAGACCAUGAUGUUUCUAGCUUCUCAGCUCGCACCCUCCCUCGGGGUCGAGUCGCAGACUCAAGUGUCCAAUGGUCCUCAUUUCACCGUACAGGCAAUCAUGCAAACAUCCCGUCUACUAUCAUCUGUACCACAAGGAAUGGAGGCGGAUGAGUACUUUACUAAGAUUGCUCCACAGCUGUUGAACUUGAUAGAUGGCGAAGAUCCGGAUCUGCGGAAGACCGCAGCAUACGUCGUUGGUAAUGGUAUCUUAUCGAAGCGAUUGUACGGGUCUCGUGGAAUGAUAGGCCACUCUAUCUUCUUAGUACCUAUCUUUGAGGCGCUCACCGCCAGCCUCAGCUCAUCUUCGAGACUAUGGCUGACUCGUGAAGACGAGUCUAACGAAUCAUCAGGACAGGUUCUGGUGGAUGAGGCAGUAUUAAUGCUGGCAAUUGACAGGCUGACCAGCCUAGUCCUCCAGCCUCCCAAUCCAGGCCUCGUCAAGAGAAUCGUCCAUCCAGUCCUUCUUCCCCUCUGGGGAAUGGCUUGCUAUGCAUUGGAACAUCAGGAGACCGGGCUGCACGAGAAGGUGCUGACUAUCUUGCAAGCAUACUUUGGUCUGUCAGGCGGACUAGAGCCAUUGAAGAAGCUAGUCGAUAAUUUGCUCUGGGAUGGGGGUUCUGCCUGGACCUACGGCAUACAACCUGAAAAGUCUGUAUCGCUGGUCAAGCGUGAUCCGGCAGAAACAAGCCGUAAUAUUAUCCGUCUCGUGGACAAUAUGCAGUUGCGGGCGAAGCUGUUCCUAAGUGUCCUAGGUGCCGAUUCUAAUAGCGAGGAAAGGACGGGCGAUAUCUUCCUCUAUGUCAGCGAGCGUUGGCUUGUGAACCCCUCCAACGAAUCAGCAACUCUUACCAACAUGAGACUUACACCGGAGGACGAAGACCCCUCCGAUUUAGUUCACAAGCUGGUUAGUGCUAAGCUGGCUGAAACCCUACUCGAUAAUUUCAAGGAUACACUCUCUCGUCGUCCUCUUAGGGUGCUCGAACUCAUCAAACAAAUCAUCGACGGCGAGCUCCACAGAGCAUAUACUCGAAAGAAAAAGAGAACCGAUCUGACAUCCGGGAAAAUGUCCCUUUCGUCUCUAGCCAGCAUUGUCAACACCGAAGAAGCCGGACAAGAAGCAGACCCGCAAUCGGACUCGACUGAAUCCUUGCCCGCCGUAUUCAGUCUGUUGUCAACAGUCCUCGCAUCCCCCGAAUUCACCACCUCCCCAGGAACAGUGCCAGUGCUCGAAAGCAUCAAAUCCAAACUUGACGAACUCAUCCCCUACCUCCCUGGCUCGCUAUCCAAGGCCGGCACAACCGCCGCCAUGCUCGCCGAGAUCCAACUCAGCGAGCAGUCCAGCGACAGCUCCAGUACCGCGAAAACCUCCUCCGAGAUCUCGGACUUCGAAACCCACCGCCGCGCACUCACCAACCUCAACUCCGACCUCGCCCCCAUCCAAGCCGAGGGCUUCUCCCUCCUCUCCACCCUGAUCAAGAAAUCCUCCCCGGUCCUCGACAUCCCAUCCACGCUCACCCUCCUCCUCUCCAUCAUCACCGACCCCUCAGACGAACCGCUCACGAACGACGAAUUCGUCUACCUGAACGCCAUCAAUCUCAUUGGCACCCUCGCCGCCCGCCACCCACGCACCGUCCUCAAAAACCUGGUCGACCGCUACAUCGACCGCCCCGAAGCCAGCGGCGGGCACGUCGACCAGCGCCUGAAAAUCGGCGAGGCCCUCCUGCGCACCGUCCAGGACCUCGGCGAGGCCCUCACGGGCGAGCCCGCCCGCCUCCUCGGCGAAGGGAUGAUCACCGUCGCCGGCCGCCGCGCCCACAAGCCCGAGGCCCAGAAGGCCCGUCGCGACCGCCUCGCCGCGGACCAACGCAAGAAGGAGCGCGAGGUCCGCAAAACAGAGCGCGAAGCGAAGGAGAUCAUCAUGCCCUCCGGCUGGUCCCUGGGACCGUCACCACAAAACACCACCGACACCAACACUAACACCCUCGACGACGAAGACACCGCCGACGACGAAGCAAACCCCACCCCCGAACAACUAGCACACUACGAAAACAUCAUCGCCGCCUGGGCCGCGGGCUCGCAAUCCGACGCCGAACCGGACGAUCUGCGCGUGCGCGCGUCGGCCCUCUCCAUCCUCGCCACCGCCAUCCGUACCAACAUCCUCGGCCUGGGCGUCUCGACCGUCGGCGCCGCGGUAGACCUCGCGCUGGCUACGUUGACGAUGGAGCCCGAGCCCGAGAGCGCGAUCCUGCGCCGCGCCAGCGUCGUGCUCCUGUCGGAUGUGCUGAAGGCAAUGGACACCGUGCGCGAGGAGAAAGGCGCCGACGCGUUAGGGUUCGGGUUCUCGUUGGCCGAGCAGGGUGCUACGGGUGAGAUGGGGGGAAGCUCGACCGUGAUUGGGAAUAUCCCGCGGAUGCUGCGGACCCUGAUGUUUGUGGAGAGCGGGGAGACGGAUCCUAUUGUGCGGGGCCAUGUGCGCGUCGUGAUUGAGAGUCUGGAGGCGUGGUUGGAGAAGGCUUUGCUAUGGGGGAUUGGGGCGGCGUCGUCGUCGUCGAGGAGUGCUGGGGAUGAUAAUGGGGGUCCAAGGUUGGAGUUGGGAGAUCGGAUUGCGGGGCUGAGGAUUGAUCCUUUGGCUGGAACUAGAGAGGCGAGUCUAAGGCCGAGGAUUGAGGAGAUUGAGUAG